AUGGCCGCCGCCGCCGCCGCAGCCUCAACCUCCACCCUUCGUCCUGCUCUCUCCCAAGCAGCAGGGCCAGAGCAGAGCGCUUCACUGCUGUGCACACCGAAACACCGAGUUGCUGCCAGUGCCAGCAGGAGAAGCUUGAGAUUCACCGCUAGGGCCAGCUCGAAUCCGGGCGCCAAGGUGAGCAUCCCGAAGCAAUGGUACAACCUCAUCGCCGACCUGCCGGUGAAGCCGCCGCCACCGCUGCACCCGCAGACGCACCAGCCUCUGAAUCCCAGCGACCUCUCCCCUCUGUUCCCCGACGAGCUGAUCAGGCAGGAGGUCACCGACGAGCGCUUCGUCGACAUACCCGAGGAGGUCAUCGACGUGUACAAGCUCUGGCGCCCGACGCCCCUGAUCAGGGCCAGGAGGCUGGAGAAGCUGCUCGGCACGCCGGCGAAGAUCUACUACAAGUACGAGGGGACCAGCCCGGCGGGGUCGCACAAGCCCAACACCGCCGUGCCGCAGGCGUGGUACAACGCCGCGGCAGGGGUGAAGAACGUGGUCACCGAGACCGGCGCCGGCCAGUGGGGCAGCGCGCUGUCCUUCGCCAGCAGCCUCUUCGGCCUCAACUGCGAGGUGUGGCAAGUGCGCGCGUCGUUCGACCAGAAGCCGUACCGGAGGCUGAUGAUGGAGACGUGGGGCGCCAAGGUGCACCCGUCGCCGUCGACGGCGACGGAGGCCGGCAAGAAGAUCCUGGAGGCGGACCCGUCCAGCCCCGGCAGCCUCGGGAUCGCUAUCUCCGAGGCGGUGGAGGUGGCGGCCACCAACGCCGACACCAAGUACUGCCUGGGCAGCGUGCUCAACCACGUCCUCCUCCACCAGACCGUCAUCGGGGAGGAGUGCCUGGAGCAGCUGGCGGCGCUCGGCGAGACGCCCGACGUCGUCAUCGGCUGCACCGGCGGCGGGUCCAACUUUGGCGGGCUCGCGUUCCCGUUCUUGCGCGAGAAGCUGCGCGGCAACAUGAGCCCCGCGUUCAGGGCCGUGGAGCCCGCGGCGUGCCCCACGCUCACGAAGGGCGUCUACGCCUACGACUUCGGCGACACGGCCGGGCUCACGCCGCUGAUGAAGAUGCACACCCUCGGCCACGGCUUCGUCCCCGACCCGAUCCAUGCAGGUGGGCUUCGCUACCAUGGAAUGGCACCUCUGAUCUCGCACGUGUACGAGCUGGGCUUCAUGGACGCCAUCGCGAUACAGCAGACUGAAUGCUUUCAAGCUGCCUUGCAAUUCGCCAGGACGGAGGGAAUCAUCCCGGCGCCGGAACCGACGCACGCGAUCGCGGCGGCGAUCAGGGAGGCGCUGGAGUGCAAGCGGACCGGAGAGGAGAAGGUCAUCCUGAUGGCCAUGUGCGGCCACGGCCACUUCGACCUCGCCGCGUACGAGAAGUACCUGAGGGGCGACAUGGUCGAUCUCUCGCACCCGGCGGAGAAGCUAGAGGCCUCCCUCGCUGCCGUGCCCAAAGUCUGA
This is a messenger RNA of Miscanthus lutarioriparius, 1503 nucleotides long. NCBI's taxonomy places the organism in Eukaryota, Viridiplantae, Streptophyta, Magnoliopsida, Poales, Poaceae. The record is from the annotation of a GenBank genome assembly.